Messenger RNA from Theileria equi strain WA, 2634 nucleotides. RefSeq lists its product as hypothetical. The coding region runs from base 1 to 2634 and encodes 877 amino acids. Lineage: Eukaryota; Apicomplexa; Aconoidasida; Piroplasmida; Theileriidae. The record is from RefSeq and is a predicted model, not a curated record. The transcript has 7 exons.
AUGGCUUUUAAUGGGAAAUCGAGUGGGUUUAUAUCUAGUAGAGAUCUCGAGAGAGGAAAUGAUGGACUAGAGAACACAAGCAAACGCGCAAGAUUUGGCCUAGCGUCGGGGUUAGACAAGGAAAAAUCCACGCAGUUCCAACAUGAGCCAAAGGCAGAUAUUAUGAGCCAUUGGCUCUUCGCUGAUGAUCCCCUAGAUGCGAAUCUAAAUCAAAAAUCUGCCUUAGUUUUAUCAAAUACAAGAUGCUCCAGUUUUUCUACACCUGCAAAACCAUCAUACACAUCGGGAUUCCAAUCAGCUUCAGGGAGACAGUAUAACACAUUUAGUUCUGGACAGAUUAGCGAUGUAAGAAAGUUUCUAGGGCUAGAUGAUAAUGAUGCUUCAUACGAAUUUACAAAGGAUACAGCGUUCAAAUCUAGCUUUACCAGAGCAGGGAGUUUUAAUAAAGAAUUUGACUUAAAAUCCGAGAGUCUUAUUCCAUCUGGGAAUAGUAUUGAUAGAAAUGAAAGAUAUAAGCUUCUAGAUCGCUCAAAGACAACUACAGACAAAGUGAUUGAUUCUGUCGACCUUUAUGAAAUCAGCAAAAUAAAAAGCUGCUUAGACCUUUGGAAUUACAACUGCAUAUAUACAAACUAUUACAAAUCUGAUUUAUCUAUUGAGAUAAUCUCAACUUUGUGGAAAGAGAAUGGAGACCCAUUUACAGUUCACUAUGAUAAUGCAGAAAAUUUUAAAUUUAUACACGUUCACUGUAAUAAUGUAACAAUCGGUGGAUUUGAAGAAGUUAAUCGGUGUUUUCAAAAGAUUUUGGCGACAAAACCAAUAAAAGAUUCUGAGAAACGCACAUUUGAUAGGAAUUGGGUACUGAAAAAAUAUAAAUUGUAUACAGUGGUUUCUUGUAGAAACUACAGGAAAAAAAUUUCUAAAUUGCUAAAAGAGGGAAAUAGUUUAAAGAGCCUAGUAGAAGAGAUAUCUCUACCUAAUCCUAUCAACCUACUAAAGAUACUCUUUAGAUUAUUAAAAUUUGAAUAUUCUGGUCAAAGGUCAAUUUUAUUAAAAAUUCUACAAGGUGAUGCUUCAUCCGAUUUACCAGUUGUUGUAAGAGUAGAAAGUGUUUAUAGUGAAAAGGUCUACUUGAGCGAUGGAUACAAUUGUUUCAAGGCCGUACCUAGUGAUAAAUACAUUAAAGCCUUAUUCAAUUCCAAGACAAUUUGGUCAGGUUCCAAAAUUCUCUUACAGGGAAUCGUAUUUACAUCCACAAGCUACGAUGAUUACACACUUAACUUGUACAAUAACUCAAUUAGUGGUGCUAAAAACCUUAAAAUAGGUCUUCAACCGAAACAUUGUAAUUCUAAUAUCAGAGACCUAAAGUAUGAUGCUGGAAAGGUCAUGAGAGUUGAUGUUACCGUAUUAAAAAGACUCCCAUUGGUCUACAAAGCUUAUUUAAAUUGCAAGGAAACAGAGGGAACAAAGUGUUUGACACUGACUGAAGAUGAGUAUCAAUCUUUAAUAGAUGAUCCGGAAUCUGCCGUGCUGAGCACAAUUGAUAGCAUAUCCAUCAUUUACACAAUGGUGAUAGUGGACACUUGUGUGAUGUUAAAUGAAUGUAAGGAUUUUGAACGUAGGGUGAGAGAAUCGUGUGUACGUUUGACAUUGAAAAAUGUUGAUAAUGAGAUUAUGUCCAUAUUAAAACCAAAAACACGUUUUGUUGUAACAAACGCAUUUGUAAAGAAUCAAUCAAAUACACUUGAAUCAUUUGAGAAUUCUUCACGUGCUGGAAAUGGAAUACAUUUAGUCAGCACAAUGUAUAGUAGAUUUGAAAUUAUCAAAGGAAAGGAGCACAUGAAUAUCUACCAGCAACCCCUUUGCUCUGGAUCAUUAUCGUACAAGCUCUUUAUGAAUAUGCCACUAUUGUCCAUCCACGGAGAUGAUAAUAUUAAACAUCUCACACUUUGCGACAUUACAAAUUCCGGGAGGAAUCACCAAGAGGAGGCAAUUUACAACUCACUAAGAAAUUUUCCAGAAAAAGAAGAUGAAGCUAUAUACAUGGGACAAACAUGCGAUUUGAAUGGAGUAGUAAUUCAAGUUGGGGAUGUCAUUGAUGCCAGAGUGAACUACUUUAGAUUCUUUUUGCUGACUACAAAACUAAAUUUGGUUGCAGUAAAGGUUCUCUCUAAAGAUACCACGAUAUAUGACGAGAGCGGGAAGCUCUACAAACUUCCUACAUAUUUUGAGCGCAUUAGAUCAAAGCUGAGAUUCUCGACGAUUAGUGCUGAAGAAUGCGAACAGGAGCUGGCAAAGAAUACCUCUGGAUUGAUACAGGAAUUCUGUAAUCUUCAAUAUGCGGGAUUCGAUGCCCAUUGCAAUAUUCACAACUUUCAAGUCAACAUAGAAGAGUUUGUGUUGAAGAGUAGCAACGUUCUGAAAAGUCUUCAAGAACAUUUUAUAAAGGCUAAACUUGUUCAUAGAGGGGGAUGUCUACACCUUUCGCUAGCUUCGUACAGAGGACUAAGUAGCAGCUACAUGGACGAAAUGUGCAAGAUGUUUAUCGCAUUAAUAGUGAAGCACAUUAUUAAGGUCUACGAACUUGUUGGCUCCAAUAAUUCGUUUGUGGAGAAAUGCUAUUCCUUUGGAUAG